This is a messenger RNA of Oncorhynchus gorbuscha (pink salmon), 4822 nucleotides long. It is a transcript of the gene cdh19, whose product is annotated as cadherin 19, type 2. NCBI's taxonomy places the organism in Eukaryota, Metazoa, Chordata, Actinopteri, Salmoniformes, Salmonidae. Gene Ontology annotation, cellular component: catenin complex; adherens junction; plasma membrane. The record is from RefSeq and is a predicted model, not a curated record. Gene Ontology annotation, biological process: calcium-dependent cell-cell adhesion; homophilic cell-cell adhesion; cell morphogenesis. Gene Ontology annotation, molecular function: cadherin binding; calcium ion binding.
UUUGAGAAAGAGAGAAAAAGGGAAGAAAAGAAGAAGAAGAAAGGGGGAGGUCGUCAGUGGAAGGGAUUACGCAUUGUGAGAACCAUGUCCAUUUGCUGCUACUAUUAUUGGGUCUGAAAAGCAGUAUCUGCAGUACCAGGGCCCUUAGUUAACCAGACUGUGUGUUUUCUUCCACACCAUGAUGAUCUCUGUUGGUAGCAGCUGUUGAAGAGUGGCUUAAAGAGAGAACAAUCACGCAUGAAGAAUGACUGUCUACAGCAACAGGCCAACAGCAGGGUGGCCAGCCACCUCUCUGAGGUCCUCGCCACAUCACUGUGUCUCUCUGAUGCUCAGAGGAACCUUUUUAAUGAACCAGUGACAUCUGUACCUCUGUGCGCUAACCACUGGGAGAGGCUCAGAAAAUGGAUCAGCGGACGAUCACAAUGCGGUGUCCUUGUCUGCUGGACUUAGUUAUUAUCCUGUCCUUGACAUCAUGCUGCAUGUUGAGUGAGGCGAGAGCUCCACACAGUCUGGAGCCCGACCACCAGCUUGGCCAGGGGUCUCCCACCACAGCUCUACACCAGAGACUCAGACGAGGCUGGAUCUGGAAACAGAUUUUUGUCCCAGAGGAGGACCCCACUCCAAGCGUGAUUGGCCAGCUAAAAUCAGACUACGACAGAGGGGAUUUCUCUAUCAAGUAUAUACUGUCGGGGGAAGGUGCAGGGGAGAUGUUUGAGAUUAAUGAAUAUUCAGGAGAGAUUCGUACAUUGCAGAAGCUGGACCGCGAAGAGAAGGCCUUCUACCUCCUGCAGGCUCAUGCCCUUGCUCGGAAGUCCAACGAACCCGUGGAGCCCCAGUCAGAGUUCAUCAUCAAGGUCCAAGACAUCAACGACAACAUCCCCCAGUUCCAGAACGAGCCCUAUGUCUCCAGCAUCCCUGAGAUGUGUCCCAUGGGGACUAUCGUGGCCCAGGUGACAGCUACAGAUGCUGACGAUCCCCUGUUCGGAAACAAUGCCAAGCUCAUCUACUCCAUCCUACAGGGGGAGCCCUACUUCUCUGUGGAGCCCAAGACAGGCAUCAUCAUGACCUCGAUGGCCAACAUGGACAGGGAGGCUAGGGACCAGUAUCUGGUGGUGGUGCAGGUGAAGGAUAUGCUGGGACUGAGCGGUGGUUACUCUGCUUCCACCACUGUCACCAUCAGCCUGACGGACGUCAAUGACAACGGACCCACCUUCCAGCACAACCUGUACACCUUUGCUGUUCUGGAGUCUGCGGCGGUGGGCACAACCGUGGGCAGGAUCAUGGCAGACGAUGGUGAUGUGGGCAUCAACGCCAGGAUGAACUACAGUCUAGAGGACCUGGAGGAGAGCGCCACCUUCAAGAUCCAAACGGAUCCAGUCACACAGGAAGGAGUGGUCCUCCUGGCCAAGCCUCUGGACUAUGAGAGCAAGCGACGGUUCGUAAUGUCUGCGAAGGCUGUCAACGAUCACAUAGACACCCGCUUUCUGAGCUACAACGAGUUUCAGGACAGGACGACCCUGAAGAUCGUCGUCGAGGACGUGGAUGAGCCCCCUAUCUUCAUGGCGCCCGAUUAUGAGUGGAAGGUUCUGGAAAAUAUGGUGGCGGGGACCGUGGUUGGUACCGUCAGCGCCAGAGACACUGAUGCAAUCAACAACCCAAUCAGAUAUUCCAUUGACAAAAGCAGUGAUAUCACAAAAGCUUUCAAAAUAGACCCAAACAAUGGGACUGUAACUGUUGCGAAACCUUUGGACCGUGAGGAAGCAGCCUGGCACAAUCUAACCAUAAAUGCCAAGGAAACAAAGCAGAACCAUCUAUCCUCAUCUGUGGUGGUGUUCAUCAAAGUGCUGGACAUAAACGACAAUGCGCCAAUGCUUGCCAGAGAGUACCAGCCAUAUAUCUGUGAGGGCACACAGUCAGGAGAGCUCAUCCAGCUGAUCAACGCUGUGGAUCUGGACGACCCUGUGGAGGGACACCACUUCUACUUCUCCAUGGUCCCUGAGAAGAACAUCAACCCUAAUUUCACAAUCAGGGACAACCAAGACAACAGUGCUAGCAUCCUGGCACGGCGGAGCUCAUUCACCCGUAGGGACCGUGCCCAGUACCUGCUGCCCAUGGUGGUGGCGGACAGUGGCUCCCCAGCCCUCUCCAGUACCAGUACCCUGACCAUCAGCGUGUGCAGCUGUCAGCCCGCCGGACACUGCCCCACAGGCGGGGUGGAGGCCCUGGCCAUCUCUAUUGGGGUCAGCCUACAGACCCUGCUUGGCUUCCUGGUCUGCCUGGCAACACUCACAGUGCUGUGCAUUGUAAUGCUGAUGCUGAGGAGACACCGGAGGAAACAGCUGGAGGGGCUGGGGAGAGCGGAGAAGGAGCUGGAGCUGCCUAAGGGGGUCUCAGAGAAGGUGCUGCACUAUGGAGAAAUAGGAGGCGGAGGAGGGGGUGACCUGGGGGGAUUCUGUCAGCCUGCUGUCCCCCUUCGUCCCCACCCCCGCAGGAGGGACAGGAGGCUCCGCAGAGAGGAGGUGGCAGCCAGUAUCAGAAUGUCGAUGUCUCUCCGCCAUUCCCUCCUCAUCGGCCCCGAGGACGAUGUCUUUAAACAGUUCAUCAUGGACCGGCUAAAUGAAGCAGAUCAGGACCCCUACAUGCCGCCAUUUGACUGCCUGAAGACCUACGCCUUCGAGGGCACAGGGUCGUCCACGGGGUCCAUUAGCUCCCUAGAGUCAUGGGACUUUGUGGAUGCUGACCAAUGUCCCCGGGACCCCGGAUCACGCCUUGUCAGACUGACUCUCUGGCAUGGGGGAGCGGAGGAGGAGACAACCUUCUGAACAGCUAACAUUUGUUUUACAUUUUUUUUAUUUAAUUAAUUUAACGUAAUAACAUAUAUAAUAGUACAGCACAUCCCUGAACUCAAUUCUGACAUCCUGAUGAAAGAGACAAAUAAGUUCCUGUUUUCUUCCUCUGUAUGGUUGAAAACAGUGGAGCUAGCUGUAAUAAUUAUUAUCAGUGUUAUGACAGUUAUAUGUUUUUGUUGAACAGGCAGUUUCUUGAUAUUUUUUUAACAGUAUUUAAGCAACAUAACUUUCUAUACGUGACCUCAUUCUGCAUUAGUUCUAAAGAUGGGUAACACAUUCUAGUAUUUGAACCUUCCAUGACAGUGUCAUAAGCGCAUCAUAACUUUCUUGACACAUGCCAGAACUUUCUUGGCAGAUGAAUUAGAUAGGACCUGUAGCUACACAGCAAAUUCUCCAGUGUGAGAAAAACCAAAUGAACACUGAGAGUGUUACAUCAACACUUAAAGUGGUCAGUCUGUGGAACAGUGUUAAAAUAACACACUGCUUAGUGUAAAUCCUUAUUCCAAUAUUUCCCAGGGUGCCUUGUCUUUCGAGUAAAUUGUAUAGUUACCACUCAUGCCUGUAUUUGUUAGUGACAGAGACAUGGUUGUUGUAUUCAUCCAUUUUUGGUCCUAUAGGCAUCACCAAGUGACAUCCUAUGCAAAUAUGUUAUAAAAAGUUAUCUUUAACACAAUAGCAUACAUAUAUCAUAAGGCCUUAUUUUGAGAGUUUCACCCUAAUACAAGUGCCUGAAAGUCCUACACAUCGCUUUAAACCAAAACCACGCCCAUCAUUAUCAUAUUGUUUGUUUCAAUAUCUGUUUGUGGACGUACAUUGAUUGAUUGAUUCAUUAAUCCAUCUUAUGCUACUCAAAUAUGAAACCAAAACCAUUUUCUAAACUAAUCCAAUAUGUUACUUGGGCUUAUUGCACCCCUAGGGAGUCCCAUGGCUUUUGGUUUUUCCCAAACAGUCAUUCUUAAUGCAUUUUGAGGGUGACAAGAAAAUGCGACAGUUGGAUAUCCCCACACUGGCAGGAUUCCAAUAGGAAUUACACACACUUUGCAAGCCAACAUAAUGUGACUUGCAUACCUAAUGUGGCCUGUAAACCAUGAGUUCCAGGCCAUUGCAUUACACACUCAUAAAAGGUUGUCACUGUAGUUCAAGAGUGUCAAACUCAUUCCAUGGAGAGCCUAGUGUCUGCAGGUUUUUCUUUUUUCCUCUCAAUAAAGCCCUACACAACCAAGUGUGGGGAGUUCCUUACUAAUUAGUGACCUUAAUUCAUCAAGUACAAGGGAGGAGCGAAAACCCACAGACACCGAGUUUGUACCCUGUAAGGCAGAACUCGGUAUCGGUACCCCCUGUAUAUAGCCUUGUUAUUGUUAGUUUAUUGUGUUCCUUUUUAAAAAACUUUUUUUACUUGAGUUUAUUUAGUAAAUAUUUGAUCAACUCUAUUUCUUGAACUGUUUAAAAAAAUAGAAUAAAAUACAUUUACCCCUUUUUCUUCCCAUUUCGUGGUAUCCAAUUGGUAGUUACAGUCUUGUCUCAUCACUCCAAGUCCCAUACGGACACAAGAGAGACAAAGGUCAAGAGCCGUGCGUCCUCCAAAACACGACCCAACCAAGCCACACUGCUUUUUGAUAUAAUGCCCACUUAACCUGGAAGCCAGCUACACCAAUGUGUCUGAGGAAACACUGUACACAUAGCGACUGUUUCAGCGUGCAUGCGCCUGGCCCGCCACAGGAGUCACAAGAGCGAAAUAGGACAAGGACAUCCUUGCCGGCCAAACCCUCCCCUAACCUGGACAACGCUGGGCCAAUUGUGCUCUGCCCCAUGUGUCUCCGGGUUGCGGCCUGGCUGCAACAGAGACUGGACUCAAACCAGGAUCUCUAGUGGCACAGCUAGCACUGCGAUGCAGUGCCUUAGACCACUGCACCACUCAGGAGGCCGCAGUGUUGGUUAAGGGGCUUGUAAGUAAGCAUUUCACGGUUAGGUAU